UUUUGACGCACCAUGCACAGCCAACUCAUGAGCCCCGAUAUCAUUCGCCACUCGAACGUCUCUUCGUCCAUGGCGUCGCCGACCGCCGCCAACCGCCUCGACCGCACGCGCGUCUCGAUCGAACGCGCCUCGGUGCGCCUACCUGCCGGCAAGAAGAAGCCCGACAGCGCGUGCAUCUUCUUUGUCAUCAAGGUCUUUGACGGCGAGCGCUACCAUAUUAUCGAGCAGAGCUGGGCGGCCUUCUCGGAGCUCAAGGAAGACCUCUUGACGGCGCUCGACGCUGGCCACGCGUGCACCGGCGUAUGCCCGUGGCUCUGGGAAGACCUCCAGCACAACUUUGACCACCCGACGAAGAAGGUCAACCUCCGCACGUGGCUGCACCUCCGCCUGCGCCGCCGCACCAAAGACACGAUCCAAGUGUUUCUCGAGCACUUUCAAGAGCUCCUCGACUCGAUGCUGACGGUGCUGCGCCAGCGCCACAUUCACUGCCGCCAGUUCCACGACGUCUGCGCCGUCCUCGCGCGCUUCAUUGACGUGCGCCCGCCGUCCGUUCUUGGGUCGCCACAAGACGACGCUGCCAGCCUUACGACCUCGGUCGCGUGCUGCUAGACACAUAGUUCUUAUUUUAUCCUAUUUAUUCGCAAUAUUUCAACCAACAUCACUCACUACUGA
This is a messenger RNA of Saprolegnia diclina VS20, 672 nucleotides long. RefSeq lists its product as hypothetical. Lineage: Eukaryota; Oomycota; Saprolegniomycetes; Saprolegniales; Saprolegniaceae. The transcript has a single exon. The coding region runs from base 13 to 609 and encodes 198 amino acids. The record is from RefSeq and is a predicted model, not a curated record.